CGCAGAUAUUUUUCAAUAGCAACACUGAGCUCAAAGCGUAUCUACGAAAGUAGAUAUAACUUUGAUAAAUUAAAGAACACAUUUUAAUAUUGGCGAAACAUUUUUAAGAUGUCUUCACGAGGACGAGGUUACGGAGGUUACAGUAACAGAGGUAGUUACAAUGGGCGCGGCAGCAGCUACAGAGGGUCUUACCGUGGAAGUAGCCACCGCGGCUCUUACGAGAGUCGUGGUGGACGUGGAGGUGGUUACUCUUCGUACAACAACGAUUCACGGUAUAAUAGCAGUGGCAACCGUUAUACCGGUAACCGAGACAGAAUGGAAGAUUCGUAUUCCAAGAAAAAUUAUAGAUCCGAAAGUUCUGCCAGUUAUUCAAACCGUGACUAUGGAGGUCGAUCAGGAUCACCUGAUCGCAAAAGAAUGAGAAUUGAGGGGUCCUCGAGCGAUAGACGUAGCCAUGAUGGCGGCGGACAUUACGGCGGAUCCUACGGCGGUAGGCAAGAUAGUUACAACAGUGAAAGGCGGUCAUUCGGUGGGGAAGACAGAAGACGUUCACCGAACCGUGAAACAUAUCGCAAGCCUAGUGGCAUGGGUCCGCCGCGAGAACCGCCUCGCUCGUCAGUGCGGCCCCGCGCCACUCGGCGUUCCUUCCGAGGUCGCACCAUGCGCUCGCGCGCCUCCUUCCGCGGCGCCCCGCGCUCUCGCGGCACCUUUACCACCAGGAGAUUCAAUGACCGCUCGCUUGGCUAUACCCGCGCGUUCAAAUCUAUCAAAGGGAGAAGCUCUGUGAAAUCUAAAGAAGAAGAUGCUUCUUCAACUGAAGAGGAUUGGGAUGCUGAUGAAAAGGAGGAGAUUGUUGAAGAAAAGAAGGAAUCCAAGAUCAAAUCUCCUAAGGAAGAAGAGGUGGAAGCUUCGGAUGGCGAGGCUGUGGACGCGGGCGACGAAACUGACAAAGAGCCGGACACUGCCUCUGACGCGGCACCGCCACGCGCUCGUCCAUACGUACAUCUCGCUUGUGUUCAUUGCAAGGAGAAAUCCGCUACGUUUGCUGGUUACGCGAAGCACCUGGUGUCGAGCAAGCACCGCGCGGCGAUGAGCGCCGUAGCGCGUCGUCACAAGGCGCAGCUAUUGCGGAUGCGCGUCGCCCAGCGAGGGGCGCAGCGGGAACUCGAGGCAGCGGCCGGCGCGGAGCUAGCGGCGCGGACCACCUUCUGUCUCGUGUGCCGGCUCAAUCACCGCACCACGCGUCACGCGCACAACCUCACUGACACACACCGCGCCAUGAAGCGCUUCCUGAUGCCCUUCUGCCGCGUGUGCCGCGCCACCUUCCGCUCGCCCAUGAUAUACGAGCACCACAUCUGCUCGCUGGACCACCUCAAGAGGAAGGCUAGUCAGUCGAUGCGUCGCGCGAGUCCAAAAGCGGACGGCAGCGGUGAUGAGGGAAUGGAUGUCGAUCUGGACAACUUCAUGACUCUUGAUUCAGUAGGCGAUGUUGAUGAGGUGGAAGAUGAUGACUCUGGGGGUGAAAAGAAGGAAGAAUCUGCACCAAAGAAGCCGAAGGUGGAGAUAAAUAUUGGGAGUGAACACAUUAAGAAGAUGGAGGUGUGGUGGUGCGAGCUGUGCCGCGUUUACUUGCCGCGCGCGGAGUCCGGCGGCGCGGAGGAGGCCGAGGCGCUGCGCCGGCACUGCCGUCUGCGCAUACACCUGGGACGAUACGUGCAGCACCGCGACACCCGCACGCUGCGCAAGCACGCCGAGCGGAUCCACCGCCAGCUGCAUCGCCAGCAAGAAGAUGAAAAGGAAGCGGUAACUGCUGAGGAAAGUGCAGACAAAGCCAAAGUAGAUAAAACUGAAACUGCUGAGGAAACCAAAAAAAAUGAAAAUGCUUCUGAAGCUGUCAAUGUUUCUGGAAGUGAAGAUAAACUAUGGGCAGAUGUAGACAAAGACAUUGGUGAGCUUUUGCGUGAAGUGGACCCCCAAGACAACGAGGGUAGCGAUGACGAUGAUGAUCUUGAUAGAUAUGAAAAGUUUCGGAAGAGUGACAAGAAAACAAAGGACGAGGGGACAGAAGAAGCCGAACCUGUGGUGACUGAGAAUUCCAAUGAAAAAAACAAUAUUGAAGUCAAAGCUUCUGCUUAAUUUACUUCUUUACAUUAUAUAAGAAUUAGGAGUCGGUAGUAUGCUGAUAUGCUGUGUAUAUUUUAGAAAGCACCAGUCAUACUAUUUAAGUUUUAAGCGGUAAUAUUUACAGAAUACUUUUAAACUCUUUAUUU
This is a messenger RNA of Chilo suppressalis (striped riceborer), 2270 nucleotides long. NCBI's taxonomy places the organism in Eukaryota, Metazoa, Arthropoda, Insecta, Lepidoptera, Crambidae. The record is from the annotation of a GenBank genome assembly.